AAAACUGUCAAAUAGUAGAAAGUAGAAGGCCUUUCUUGUAUUGUAUGAUUGUAUGUGUUUGUCAAAAUUUAAGUCAAAUAAUAUUUAGGAUGUGGUAAAUAUCUGAGUACAACGAAACUAAUUAGAUAAUGCCGAAGGAGAAAAAGGCGCCGUGUUGGUUAAAUGUUUGGCUUAAAAUGUCCUGUAAUUUUCCCAAAAGUAUCCCAUAGAUAGACGAAUGAACAUAAACGUAGGAAAAACAUUCUUGGGCGUGCUCAUUCACCUGUCGAAGUUGUGCUUCUCGAAGAAUAAAUGCGGCAGAAACAGCAAAAACGAGCCAUCGCAUAAACGCGAUUUGUACCCGAAACCGUUGGAGAAAAAACCGGAGACGAAAUCGAAUAAACGAUUGCCGGUCGAACAUCCGCCCCCCUUGCAAUUAAUCAGACCGGAACAAUCGUUCAAGCGACAUCGCACGGCGAGAAUUUUUCAACAAUCGAAGAAUUGCAUGCAAUCCGGUACAUUCGACACGAUCGGAUGGAGAUUGCAAUUCGAUCGUCAGGAGGAAUGGGAGAAUCCUUGUAUGGGAUGGUCUUCGAACGCCGAUGGGGUUUCAGGCUUGCAAAUGAAAUUCGCCACAAAGGAACAGGCGAUCGCUUUCUGUCAAAAGCACAAUUGGAAAUGGUACGUGGACGGAAAACAGACGAGGAAGAGACACAAAAUUCGACCGUACGCCGAAAACUAUUCGCAUCGUAGACGAACUCGCGUUAGCACUAAGUGAUUCUACUAGAUAAAUCGAA
Messenger RNA from Phyllotreta striolata, 776 nucleotides. NCBI's taxonomy places the organism in Eukaryota, Metazoa, Arthropoda, Insecta, Coleoptera, Chrysomelidae. The record is from the annotation of a GenBank genome assembly.